AUGGAUAUAAUCGACACUGAGGAAAAACCACAAAGCUACUUUUUCUUUCAGCUCUUUACAAUUAUUACUACCUUUUCUUCAGUUCCUAUUGUGCUGUUUGUAUUUCUUCAAGAACCUAGAGAAAAACCUGAAUCAUACCCAGCUUUUUAUGCAGAGUUUUUUAGCUACUUUUAUUGUUUUUUGUUCUUUUUGUGGACUUGGGCGUACUUUACAACUUGUGCAUCAGGGCAAACUAAAAUAAAAAAUGCUAUGGUGAAUUAUAUUUAGAUAGGCUUCUCAGGAGGCCAUUGUGAGAAAUGCAAAAUUACAAAGCCAGACCGGGCUCACCAUUGUUCAGCGUGUGGGACUUGUAUUGCUAAGAUGGAUCAUCAUUGUGUGUGGACAAAUACGUGUGUAGGGUACUAUAACUACAAAACUUUUCUAUUAUUUGUAGGAUAUCUUUCGUUAGGGACCUAUACUUAUGAUUAUUUAUCUUAUGAAUAUAUAGUGGCGCCUGAUAAAUUUAAUCUGUGAAUUGCAUUGAAGAUUUUAGUGUAUUUAGAAACAGCAAUUGUGUAUAUAACAACAUUUUUAGCUACGGCGCUGUUUUCAACGCAUAUAUUAAUGGCAUUAAUCAACUUAACAACUAUAGAAUAUAUAAAGGGAAAGCCAUUCAUAUAUCCAUUUUGCUACAGUGAGAUAGAUGCAGCUGCAAAUCAGCAUCAUUUAGGUCCAGCAGUUAAUUGAUUAGAAAUUUUUGGAAAAAAUCCUCUAUUUUGGCCUAUUCCUAUACAACACAAAGGAAAAGAAGAUGGGCAAUUUUUUCCAACAGUUCCAUUACCGAAUGAAGAAGAUUAUAUUAAUUUUGAAAAAUUCUUUUAA
Blepharisma stoltei is the source of this 861-nucleotide messenger RNA. NCBI's taxonomy places the organism in Eukaryota, Ciliophora, Heterotrichea, Heterotrichida, Blepharismidae. The record is from the annotation of a GenBank genome assembly.